AUGGGUGUAAAGAUGGAUAUAUUUCUUCACAUGGUACUGAUAUGUCUCUUUCCAUUUAUUGCAGAUCUGUUCCACUUUGCUGUGAUGAAGAAAUGGAGUACUGCUGUCUGCUGGACUCUUAUUUUACUGGCUGCCAUUUUCUUUGAAGACAUUCAUUGCAAAGGAGGACGUGGUGGAGCACGAGGAGCAGCACGGGGUAGUGCUCGGGGCACUACGCGACGGUCAAAGUCUUCACCUCGCUACAGCUCAUCUCGAUCGGCAUUGUGGGUGGCGGCUGCAGCAGCAGGGGGAGCAGCUGCAGGAGCAUCAGCAGCUAUGGCUUCUGGCAGGAUCAGAUCAGGUGGAGAAAACAGUCUAGAAAAUCCAGAUGCAUCAUUUGGCAAUGGCACAGUUGAGGGCAGUUACUGGGCAUGGACAUCAGAUGCUCAGUCCUCGCAACCUGUCUUUCUGUUCACUUGUCUGCUUAGUUUUGCCAGUUUCUUUUCCCUCUAA
Messenger RNA from Anolis sagrei ordinatus, 492 nucleotides. The record is from RefSeq and is a predicted model, not a curated record. Lineage: Eukaryota; Metazoa; Chordata; Lepidosauria; Squamata; Anolidae.